Wasmannia auropunctata (little fire ant) is the source of this 13223-nucleotide messenger RNA. RefSeq lists its product as uncharacterized. Gene Ontology annotation, molecular function: chromatin binding. The record is from RefSeq and is a predicted model, not a curated record. The coding region runs from base 980 to 8884 and encodes 2634 amino acids. The transcript has 21 exons. Lineage: Eukaryota; Metazoa; Arthropoda; Insecta; Hymenoptera; Formicidae.
AAUUCGGUCGUUCAGCGGUAUGGACGUUACACCGCUUUUGUGUCGCGUGUAAAUUUCAACUACCGGAAGUGCGAUUCGGCAUCUCCGGCACGAACACUCGAGCCUGUCUCGUCCCGUUUACUUGGGGUGCUCGUCGGAUGCGCUGGUUCGCGGUGCCGGCGACCGUCUGAAAUCAAUUCGGAGCGCGCUCGGACCAAGCCGUUAAGGAAACCGCUUGUUCGGCUUGUUACUCCGAUAAUUGCGGAGCACGGUGAAACUGUCGUUACACGACGCGGUAGCAACUGUGCCCGUGGUGUUGCUCCCUGAGAACGUUCUUCCCGAAAGAAUCCGCUCGGUUAGGCGCGACUUUAAAGCUCUACGCCCGGCCGGCGCGGCGCCUGUAUUAAAGGGAGAUAUGCUCGAAGCAGCGACGGCGAUCGACUGACAGCCGCGCUCCGCUGGAAUUGGAGCCUCGUUCCCGAGCGGACUGGCGGCCUACGCUGGUGUGGAUAUCGUAAUAUCGUCGUCCGGUGACGAGAUGCGAAGUCACCGGGACGAAUCCAUGUAAAUUGUAAUCGAAGGAGCGAGUCUUCGAGGAGGAGGUCUGGGUGCGAAAUGUAGCUUGUGCGAAAGGUCUUCCGCGAAGGGAAGACGGCGAUCGCGGUUUGUUGAUUCUCCCCGAGGAUCAACCCCAUGUACGCUGCUCUCUCUCUUUCGUGCCUCGCGUUUGUUCGUUCGCCGUGAGUGGUGAAGCCCGGUGCAACGUGUGACAUCCCGGAGGUUCGCCGAGUUUCUACCCGACGCUCUCAGAAACAGAAACGUCCGGGAAAGAACGUCCGCGAGACGACGCUUCCGUGAUGUGUCUGUGAAUUUGGAUAUCGGAAAAAGGACACCGUUUUCCAUCGCCAGCCAGGAUGACGAACGGCUGUCUGCCGGACGCGUUCGACUAGUCGUCACAGUGGAGUUCUGCUUAAUCGCAGCCUCGGGAGGGGGUGGUUCGAUGUUGGUCCCUCCCGUGGCCCAAAGUGGGACCGGGGAUCGUCCCGUGGGGGACACGGUGGCACGGGCUCAGCAGACAACCGGCCCCGCUGCCGCUACGACGACCCUAUGGCCUUUAGCACCUGCGCAGCCCAAUCAGGUUCCCAAUCAACAGUCCCAGGGCAUACCACCUCUGGCCGCUACGCCUGCGCCCGCUCACAAUCAAGGUGCGAACCGCUACGGACUGUACUCGUUAUUCCCAGGGGGUGGCGGGGGCAGUUACGUCGCCGCCACCCCCGCCACCCCCGAGCAACCGAUGCCAGCACGGGCUUAUCACGCGACGCACAAGGUUUCAGAGAGCGUGUUUUCCGCGGCGGUCGGGGUUGGGAUGGGUGGCUACACCUGGGGCGCUCCCACGCCCCCGCCGGGAUCGCCCUACAGCCCUGUGCCCGUGACACAGCUGGAGCUGCUGGCGAAAAAUUUGGCGAACCUGGCGCCCGCAGCCGCCACGGGGCAGCAGGCCCUGAGCCUGCAGGGUGUUGGCGUUAACGUGGCCGGUAGUCUUCAUCACGCGCAGCAUACGCAGCACACGCAGCACACCCUUAACCUCACCGGAAUUCACCAUCUGCAUCACGGUGGCCUCCAUCAGAACACAUUCUCGCCUCAAUUGUCGCUAGUAACCGGCGCACCAACGUUGACCAUCAACAACUUUUCGUCGCCCAACUCGAGCAGCGGCAUUGCGCCGACGACGGGUGUCCUCCUGCAGGAAUAUCAACCGCCAAUAGGCGCGACAGCGGCGGCGACAGGAUGUACCGUCACCGUGAACGGUUCGUCCUGUCUAACGAACACCAGCAGCGCGACCAGCAGCAUGAUGAUGCACGGUGGUAUCGGCGGCGGUGGCAACCAAGCGAUCGGCAACCAGAUCGCCGUUCAAGCCGCCGCCGCCGCCACGAAGAAACGGGAGGCUUUCCUUUCCAGUCAAGGCCAACCGGUGAAGCUGGAGAACAAAUCGACCAGGGCGUCAUGCCUCUGCAGGAACAGCAACGGAAAGACAAAGAUGGUGCAUUCAGAUGUGGGAUGCAGCAGGACACUACCUGUCGUCUCGUCUUGGAACGGACCGGAUAGCAGCGCUAGUGCUAACAAUAGCGCUGCUAGCCUGACCGUAAAAAGGGAACCUUUGGCUUCGGUGCCCUGUCAAGUCGCAGAAGUUUCCACAUCCCUUCAUGCCACCACUACCUCCGUCAAGAUUGAACCCGUUCCACCAAAGUCCGAGAAUGGGAUAGCCGUCUCUAAUGCGGGAGCCGGUGGCAUACCGGUUGGCAUUGCUGUGGCGAGGCAGCGAUUGCAGCAUCAAGAGACUUCGACGUCUAUGCGCAAUGUGUCCUUAAGUCAUCACACGUCCCAUCACGCGACGAGCUAUCAUCAUUUCCAGCCGGACAGUCUGGGUUCCAGCACGGCCAUGGCGGUAGGCGGCACUACCCUGGUGCACUGCGGAGGGCCUGGAGGGGAGGAUCGUGCGGCCCACCUCGCUGCCAUUCCCUCCGGGGCUCUCGCGCCCUCGCUGAGCCUGAAUUCCAGUCUGAAUUCCAGCCUGAAUUCCACCCUGGGCAGCAUCGGCGGCGGACCGGCGGCCGCGGCCGAUACGGCCGCCGCUGCUUGGCCGCCCACACUGUGGCAGUAUCCGGCUACGGCGGCCGCAGCGAUGCCAACGGAGCCGGUCGGCUUUCCGCAAAUGGGUUCUGGGCUGCAAGGUGGAUUACAGUUAGUCCGCGAUCCAACGACCGGACACAUUCUUCUUAUCCACGCUGCGGAACAAAUGCAGCAGGCUCUGGUGUGGCCGAAUUACUCGAAUCACAAUAGUAACGUUGCACCGCCGCCACUCCUGCUACCACCGCCUCCACCCUCGAUACAGCUUCUGGGUGAUAUCGGCGGCGCGCGAUUAGUACUAACCGAGAACAAAAGAAAACAACAAAGCGCGCUGCCGAUAGUCAAGAUCGAGACGGAAUGCAGCAACAGUCCGACAACCAUAAUCACGUCUACCGAGUCGUCGAAGACCGCCUUGCAAACUAUGACGUCCGUGACGGGUGCUCUGGUACCGGACGCAGCCCUGGUUACCACGCUGCAUUAUUACCCUCAAGCGCCGGCGCUGGUGCAAAUCAGCCAGGCCGAGCCUACCACCACGCACUGCAGGUCACAGGCUACGUCGCCGGUCUCGUGUCUGACACCACCCCCGGAAAUACCGGCGACGGUUCACGCGAUCGAGCCACCGUCAUUCGGGGUUCAGGACGCCUCAAAUCAAACCGAUGCGCCUGAGGACGAGGAGAAGCAGGAGGCUCUCGUGAAACAGGAGCAGAAUCUAAGUCCCUGCCCGGUCGCGUCCCAAUCCACGGGAACGAAUCUAACGAAUUUCGAAAUCGUGCCAUCGCCGACGGAGAGGAUCUGCAACGUCGUUAGAAUCACGACAACUACGACUACUGUAAAUCCGACCGCGUGCGGCAUUGUAACCAAAGUGGACAAGGCGGAGAACACAAUCAUCAACAUGGCCGAUUGUGCUAAAUACUCGGCGAAAGAUGGAAGAGGUCUCGUGCUCAAGGCGAUUGAGAACGAUACUCGGGUCGAGGAGGAAGUUUGCAAGGACGACAAGAUGACGCCUGUUUGCAGCAGGGGCAGCAGGCUCGGUGCCAGAAUCAUCGAGAUCACCGAAGAAAAUUGUGAUAGUUUCCACGAGAAUCUGGAGUUUUUCGCAAGGAGAAGAGACGUGGAACAGCGAGAUGGUUAUUCCAAGGGCGAGGAGAACAAAAUUGCGCAAAAUCCUAACAUCCAUGAAAAAGAGGUCGAAUCGAAGACCAUCGAUGCUGCGGAUAACAUCGAAAUUCAUCGUCAAACAUGUUCUAAAACAUCGGACCCGCCAAUCGUCAAUGAGAUAAAAUUAGACGCAGCCGAUUCGACGGAGACAUUAAGAGUCAAUUGCGAGAGUUGCGACAAGAACCGGAAUACCUCAAACGGCGAAGCCCGGCCUCAAAUUACAGUCAAGUCUUUCGACAUGCCUAAUAUCGAUUGUGACGAUCAGGACGUGCAACAAGUAGCUAUCAAGCAAGAGACUGACGACAGUUGUUACGAGACGUGCUACAAUACGUCUCAGUGCGAGCCAACGUCCACCAGCGACAGAUCCAGAUCCAGCUGCGAGAAAUCGUCGCAGGAAGCGACGAAAAGACCAUCGGUGGAGAAGUCCCAUCAUCCGGGUAUCGAGAACGUGGUGGAAAAGCUGAAAAAAAAUGCGGCGGCACUGCAAGAAGCCGCGUUACCUCAAAAAAUCGAGGAAUCCAUGGAGACAUCGAGCGUGGAGAAUAUCAAGCCGCGGAGAUAUUCCGAAACGAUACCGAAGAAGUUGCAUCUUCUACGAUCGUGCCAGUCUCUGGAGAGUGGCACGAUCGAUACCGAGAUCUCUUCCUCGCAAACUGCGAUAUCCGAACAGCAUAUUAAAGAUCAAUUGGUACUUUCGCCUCAAAACGACAGGCAUUUGGUUAGUAACGAGUGCCUACUUAACGAGAACAAUAACGACAGCAGGAGUAACAACAAUAAUAUCCAGGUGUUCGAGGAAAAAAAAUUGUUAGCGAAAAACGAAAAGAAUGUCUCUCACGAUAUUACCGCUUACGUUAAGCCCAAGACUGUCUGGCGCUGCGAGGUACAACCAGUCGCGAAGCCCAACGUGACCCGUAAAUUCGAUCACGUCUCCGAAGACGCGGAGGCAAAGUCCAGGAUACAGAAGCAAAAGCCAGCCAUUGAUGUGAGCGGUCUCGAAUUGCUGUCGAACAGCAUCGAGCAGUUGGAGCAACGAGUCGGCCAGCCGGAACAUCUGCAACUGGAUACGGACGUCGAGAAGUCACCUGUUAAAAGCAAAUUGAUAAAUCAACAGAGUGAGAAUAAUAACAAUAACGUUGGUAGUCCUCUCGGCUUACUCUGUGCGCUGGCCGAACAGAUUAUGGAGGUGGGCGACAAGGUUCCUCGGAAAUUAAAUCUCGAAAGCUCGGAGGAAAUCUCGCAUGCCGGUAGGUUACUGUUGAAUCUGGGCAGAAGUAGUUCUCUCGAGCAAAACGAAGGCAAAAGAAAGUAUAUUGAGCCUGACGAUCACCGUUCAAAACGACUCAAGCUCGACGAUCGCGAAGAGAAAACUGAGAAUACGUCGCUGAAUUAUCAUGAGAAAGACAUCGAAGAACAGCCAAUGAAAGUUAACGAAAGAAAGCAAGGAAGCGCUCUGAAAACAAAAGAGAGAACCAAGAAUAUCGAUAAUUUCUCGGAGGAAGAAAUCAAUAAGAUCACCGAUGAAAAAACUAUCGGCUCGGAAGAUCGGUCCCUCAAUAGAGACGAUGAGGAGUGUUACUCCAAUGUAGAAGCUGUUAAAAAUCUUCAAGUUCUCUCGGAUAAAACACCUGAUAAUUUACGAAGUAAUGACGCGCUUUACGAUAGAACUCCGAAAGAGGACAACCUGUCGGACUCGGAGGGCGAAACAUUCGAGUCAAAAGUCCUGUCGGAACAGUCAACGAGCUGCGAAAUUAGAGAUUAUAACAAGCGUAAAACAUCUGUCGAAGAGAGGGACAACCACGACUAUAAAAACGCCCGAACAAAGUUAGAGGCGAAGAAGUUCAUAGCCAAGAAAGGAAAUCGCGAUAACGAGGACGACUGGCCAAGCAUGAACGCCACAGAACUUGACAUGAGAGUCAAGAUGGCCGAUAUUCAGAGACAAUAUAGAGAGAAGCAGAAGGAGCUUUCCAAGUUGAUUCCUAAAAAGGAUGAUAAGAAAAGUUCUGGCAGACCGCGGAAAAAGAGUCACUCUUCUACUAGUUCUGACCAUGGGACGUUAUCAUCGCCAUCCGCGGUAGAUGUUAUGACCUCUCCGUCGCGAAGAUCACCCUUGAGAUCACCAGAAUCACCGGAGCCUGGCGCAUCUUCGCCGAUAGCCUCAGCUGUUCUGACUAUGCCGAAAUGCAAUGUAAAUCUCGUGAAACUAGGCGAGCCCAGAAGUCAUAUAAAACUUUUGGAUAGUAUACCCAGUAUUCCGAUAGCAGUACCGCCUGUGACAUCGCCGAUCCCGAUAUUACCUGGUUCCAGCAAAGCAGCACAAGAGGAUGACGAGAAAAGUACGGAAACGGUGAGCUAUGACACGUCGUCACCAGCACCGACUGUCGCAAGCUCGACUUCCGCUUCCAAGAAGAGAAAAGUCGGACGACCGCGUAAGCUCACGUGCACCUCCGGCAGUGCUAGGCACUUAACGGAGACAAUCGUCGCUAAGAAGCCUAAGAGCAAGAGUUCUCUAGUUGGUUACGUGCUAUCUUCAAAGAACAGACAUCUACAAACGAAGCAAUGCAUAAAUAAUAAAACCGAUUAUACCCCGUUGCCAUUCAAAUCAGAAGUCUCUUCCCCGAAGCCACAAGUCAAGACGCAAAAAGUUACGAAAAUGAAGGCAAAGCCAGCAAAGCAAACUCCGCUGCAUAACAAAAAUGUAAUCAGCUCGAUUAUUGCCGAAAAAGCAAAGCUAAGUCAAGAGGUGAAACUUGAGAAGCAUAGCGGUAAGAUAAAACCGAAACUUAAAGCGGAGGUGAAAGUGAAAAAUUGGGAGGACGACGAGAACGACAUAGUACAACCUGAAAACGUACCAUCUGAAAAACCUAUAAUUCAAGAUCCUAUCGAGGAGAUGCAGAUAGAAUCUGCAGAACAAUCGGAGGAGACGGAAAGCUCACGGCAUGAGAAGUCAAAGAAAAAAAAGCGAAAAUCCAGUUCGUCGCAAUCGCCGAAUCGCGACAAGAAGGAUUCUAAGCGGCGCAAAUCUCUGGAGUGCAAACAGUGCGCCAAGGCAGCUGCAAGGACUUCCGAGAGCAUUGUCAACCGAUGCAAGUUGACGUCUGCUCAUCUGGCCAUCGAUCAGCUGCGAGUUCUCAUGGCGAUAGGCGGUCUCUUCUAUGCGGGCAGACUGAGCGCUGUGCAAGCGCCCGAUGUUUACUCCAUUACGCUGGAUGGCGAACGUGGAAACAGACCGCAUAUUCACUCGAGAGAAGAGAUCCUGAAAGACGCGAUCGUGGAAGUGUGUCCGACUUCGACGAAAGAGCUAUCACCCGGCACGAGAUUAUGCGCGUAUUGGAGCCAACAGUAUAGGUGUUUGUACCCGGGAACGUCCGUGAAACCUAUGGUACCUGAUCCGCAGCACGACGAGAAAUUCGUCACCGUGGAAUUCGACGAUGGAGACAGCGGUUUAAUUGUCUUAGAGGACAUCAGACUUUUACAGCCUAAUUAUCCUGUCGUAGUAUACGAUCCGAAUCCUCUACUCUCAUUGGGCAAACGACGGCGACAAACGUCGACAUCGGAAGACAAGCGUUCCGCGUGCAAUCAGACCGCUUCAUCAAAUGGUCAGAGCGUUCUGUCAACGUCUCGGAGUGUGAUAGCUGGCAAUAACAGUUUCGCCACGUGUCCCUACGUUCCUAAGGUAGAAUUGACAAACGCCAACGAUGGUGCCGAGGCGGAGACUGAAACGAACGUCGAAACGAGCAGUACGAGCGGUACGGAAUAUCGCAAAAGAAAGCACAUGAAGAAAAUAAAAAAGAAUAGGAAGCUACUUGAGAUUCAAGAAGGCAAGAAGAAGCAUAGAAAGCAUAGGUCCUGUAAGGAGCAUCGAAAGCAUAAGCAUAGAAAACAUCGAAAGCACAAACACAGACAUCAUGGCAGCAAUGGCGACGCGAACAGCACAAGCAAUCGGGACUGGGAGCAGAGGAAUGAAGAGGAAACAACAGAUUUGCCGAAUAAAAACUUUUCCGCUACCGAGGAGACAAGGUUGUCCGAAGAAGAUGACGAAACUGAAGAAGCAUUGGUACCUGCUCAGAAAGACGAAGCUCAAAUAGAGCUUGAAGAACCGUCGGAAUCAGUCCAAAAAGAUACCGAUGUUCAAGUGGAACCGUCGGAACCCAUUCAACAGGCUCAGCCUGAGGAAGAAGAACCUGUCCAGCAGACUCAGACAGAAGCCGAAGAACCUUUAGAACCCGAUCAAGUUUGCGUUGAAACACCGAUGGAAUCUGAAGAAUUCGCAGAAGGCGUCCAAGCCAACGACGAGGAGCCUGAGGAAUUGCCAGAACCAGUCGAAAAGAAACUAAAGAAGGCACCGACGAAUCGCUCUUCGACAAAUCGUACCUCGAUCAAUCGCACUUCUGCAAGCCAAGCUUCGACGGCCUCGGCAGUUCGCGGUUCAACUAGUCGCGCCUCGGCGAGUCGCGUCGCGACGAAUCGCACAACGACGAAUCGCGCCUUGACAAGAAACGCUUCGACGGCACAGACUUCGACGAGUUCCGGCUCCGCGAGUCGUGUCGCGAAGAAUCGCACCGCUAAUAACAAUCCAACAACUGUGGCCAACCCGUCGAAUCCCGUCGAGACUCCUAGUCCGAUAGCCCGCAUGCUGCCUAACAAACGCCACUGGAAAUGGGCGAGCAGCAGUCGCGUAUCUGGCGGAAAUCAAUAUUUCACAGCUAUACGGCGCGGCAGAGAAACGAUAAACAUAGGCGACAGCGUAUUAUUUUAUUCCUAUCGAAAACCUCACGAAAAACCUUACAUCGGCAAGAUUGUGUCGCUGUGGCUGAACCAGAAAUUAGAGAUGAGAGUCAGAUCCCAAUGGUUCUACCGUCCCGAGGAGCUACAACCGCCCUGCAGUCUAAACCCUCCGGGCGGCCUGUUUGAAUCGAAGCAUAGCGAUUCAAACGACGUGCAAACGAUUUCCCACAAAGUAAUGGUGCUACCACUUGAAGAUUAUAAUAAGGUACUGCAAACUGCGUCGCACAGACAUCAAAAGGGUUACGAGGACAACGACCGUUACUACUAUUACGCCGGCUUUUAUACGCAUCCAACAGUAACUUAUGCACCAGGCGUCACGGCUGUUCUAAAUGAAUGAGAACAGCUCAAGCUGACGAUUAAGUUAGCCGGAAUUACUUAAUCGUGGUCAGCUAACAACUCUGCAAAAUUUUCGAUGCGACAACCGUUUAAAAUGAACGGCUCUCUUUUUUUUUGCGGAGGAACACAAACUUGAAAGCUUACAUAUAGCUAAUACGCUAAUAGAAACGUAGGCGAUACGUUACACGCAAGAAGUGAAAUUAUUUCUUUAUUCACGUCUUUAUUACGUCUCUUUUUAUCGCGAGAGCGUUGCUCAUUAAGUCUACAAGGCACAAGCAUUACUUCAUUCGCGAGAUACUUAACAAAAGAUAAUUUUCCAAGAUAAAAAGCUUAUUUAUCAUCUACUAGUGUUAGAUUCAUUUAACUAGAAUUGAAGGAUCUUAAUUUUCUCACUGAUUAAUAAUGGCAUUUUAUCUACUUUUUCCAUCGCAUUUCUUACAUAACACGAAAAUAUCUCUUCGUCGUAAUGCAUAACACGCGAUUAAAUAUUUCAUCGAUCUGCUUAAGAUCGUUAAAAAAAUAAAAAAAGAGUAUAUUGUCGUUAAACGCGCGCGUGACCUAAAAACGAUGUAGAUUGAUGGAACUUUGUAGCCUGAAAUUUUUAAUCUUCACAACAGGCAAUACUUGUGCCUUGUUCAAAAAUUCCUCCCAUUGAAAUGCGAUCCGACUGCCGUUCGGUUUCUGUGAAUUUCCGAAUUGUAAUUACGCUUAUACAUUUUGCUAGCAGGAGAGCGAGAGAGCGAGAGAGAGAGAGUGAGUGAGAGAAAGAGUGAGAGAGAAUGAAAGAGUGAAAGAGAGAAAGAGAGAGAAAACGAGAGAAAUGGAUCGAUGCAAUAAUCACACUAAGUGGCAUUAAACGGAAGUGAUCGAGAUAAAAAGUUAUUUGCUGUACAUAUUGUAAAUAUGAUUUAAAGAACGUGUGUCUAACAUUUGCGUUCACACGACUCGUUAAUGUAAAUCGCGUUACAAAAGCGGUAGAUUCAAGUUUAUACAGCUUAAGUUUUAAGUCGUAAGUUAAUGACCCGAGUAACAAUAACGUUUCGAUAUUUAAAUAACAAAAAAAGGGGGAGUAAACUAUUUUCAUGUUCGGAAAGUCAAAUUUUUUUAACAAUCAAUGAAAAAAACGUACGAUAAAUAAUAAUAAUGUAACUUCGCUAAAGAAAAAAAAAGAGAAAAUGAAAAUGAUAUUCGAGUCAUUCUUUAGGGAUACAGCUUUUUAGAGAAUUUCACUCGAUUUGUCGUAGUGAGUCGAUGACGAACACAACAUUUGUCGUGUUUUUACUUCGCUAAUCGAUAUAUCCUCUAACGCGUUUAUAGAGUAGACAUUUGCGAUGCAGUCAGAUGCUUUGACCUGAAACACCGCGGAUGUAACGAGCAAUAAAGAAUUAAUCCCAUCAAAGCUCGCAAGAAAAUCAAUUAUUUAAAUAACAGAAUAUUCGCUGAGUUUGAGAAAGGCGCCCGAGGGAUGAAGCCGCUACAAUGACAGAAAUAAAAACGUUAAAACGUUAACGUCAAAUUAACUGAGAAAAUUGGAUAAUUUUUCUUAAUGAAGCUUAACGAGAUAUUAAGAUAUUAAAAUGCAAAUUUACGGUGUGCAUCGGAUAACGUAGCGAUAAGCCUCGGUCGAAACGAUAAAGGAAUAGUAUUCGCUACCUCUUCUACUGAUGAGGAUUAUGAUGAUUCGACGAUAUCGAUUAUAGAGCUUAUGUAAAUUUGACUCGCAAGAAUCGGGCCUAAAUAGUUGAGAAUGUACUUAUAAAGAGAGCUCGUGAUACGCGACUUUUGAUUUAUUUUAUUGGUUGUUUUUCAUAGAAGACAAAUAAACUUUAAAUGAAUAAGUAAGAAAUCAUGCUUGAAUUUUAUAAAGAAAGAGACUACAACAUUGUAAUAUAUUGCUGCCCCUGGAGAUGUGCAAUACUAUAUUUAAAUAUAGUACUGCUUGAAUACAGUAUUGCUUAAAAUAUUUUAUUUAAAUAUAGUCUGUUAAUAUAAUCGAACUAUCAGGUAUGUUACAUAAAUAUAUAAUAGAAUUCGGAGAGUCGUACGUCACGUGCUAUCUUUGUUGAACAAAAAUACGAAUACCAUUGUUUAACUUAAGUGUCAAUACGUCAAUUAGCUUGACAGUAUUUGUCUCUUCCUUUUCCUCUAAUUGCAGAAGAAAGUUCUAAAUUCUUUUCGGACAUAGGGAUUUGAAACAAGGUGCUAUAUAUAUGUGUCGAAAGAUAAUUUUUUUUAUAAAAAUGAAUAUUUAGUCAAAAAAAUUCAGCAAAUAUCGUUAUUUGCAUCUUUUUUGUUUAAUUGCAAAUUAUUAAUUAAUUCUAAAGGAUGAAUUUUUUUAUGUGUGACUUUUAUAUUCACAUACAAUGGGUUACGUUUGAGUGCGGUUAACAUCGUUUGCACCUUCGGUGACUCAGAGAAUAUAAUUAUCGUAUCACCCUCCUAAUGUUGUGGAAUUUCUUGAUACGGAAACUGUUAAGAAGAGUUGAAUCAUAGUAGGAGCGCCCAUUGCAAGAAAGAUAACAUAAAAAAUUUUCGCUAAGCGUUAAAGCGAACUAAUAAUGCGAAUUAAUAAUAUUCGCUGAAACAAAGGUGCAAAUCUUAAGACAUAAAAUGUAACAUUCGGCCUUCAUGCGUCUGCAAUUCUAAUUACUCGAAAUGCCCUCGGUGCGUUUUGCCAGUUACUUUUGAGAUUAUUCGUACGAGAAUAUACAAUCGAGUUAGCAGAGUACAAUUCCCUAAUAAUAAUAAUAGAAUCGCGUUGCGAGUUCAACGCUUUCGUAGUUUCCCACCUUCUCUAUCGCCGGAACUUUGGAUUUCGAUGAGGCGGAUUUUUGAGGUGGCUGAAACUAAAGACUUUUUUAUAGAUGCUAACUUUUAGAGCACUUUAUGUGAGAAAAAAAUUUUAGUGUUAUAGAUAUAUGAUAAACGACUCUUCGGGCAGUCGAUUGAUAUUCGAGGAUUAAUUGACACUUGUGCGAUCGACUCCCGGAAGAGAUCUAGUUCUUCUGAAAAAUCCUGAUGACUUCAUCGAAAUUCCAAGAAUGAUCCGGCGUUGGUCUUAUCGCAUUUUCUCGAAUAAAACUUGUACAAUACAGAGAAAAAAAUUUCCGAAAAUUGCUAUAGCGUGUACUAUAAUACUAUAAUAGCGUAGAGAGUCUUUUUCGAAAAUUGAACUGGUAGAAGUGUGAAGUACAAACUGAAGACACAAUAAAAUGCACGGGCGAGUGAAGUGCGAUAAUCGAGAGAAACCGAAGAAAAGAUUAAGAGGUACUUAUACGCGUAAAAUGGCAAAUUUGUUUUCUGUGUAAAUAUACAUAGGUAUAGGACGCUCCGUUGUGUACAUAUAGCGCGCUGAGACUGCGCGGUGUUUCGCGCCGUGUCGCUUUUAAAAAUAUUUUUGACGAUCAAAUUGAUCCACACUGUAUAGAACACACGAUUCAAUCAUGUAGUACAUAAAAAUAUAAAUACGUGUGUAAAAUACAUAGUAUUUUUUCAUGAGGGUCGCAACGAGACGACGAUGAGCUGGCCAGACAUUUUAAAUAUAAAGAAGGAGAUCUUAAUCGUGCCGUUGACGAUGCAUCAGUAAGCUUCCGCAAGCGGUUACUGAAUGUCUAGACAGUGUUGGGCGGACGUUAAUCAGGCCUUGUAUCGAAAACCUUUUAGCCCUAUAAAGAACAUCGAGAUCGCGGCCGAGAACAGCGCUUGCUUUUUCAGCUUACCAUCUUGACUUUUGUCCCGAUAAAAAAACGUUAGAGAGAAUAAACUGUGCAAUUAUUUUCUAUUUCGUAAAAAAAAAAAAAGAAAAACAUGCCUAAAAAUGUAUACAUUUCACAGUACGCAUAUUUGGAAGCGUAUAGGUCGCGGAUUUGCACACGGUCGAUACCACGACUACGUGUCGCCGAGCGCAACUACCCUUCGCUAGUAACUAUAGUCGGCAGAUAAAAAUAAAAAGAUCCUGAAACUGCAGCUGUGCAAAGUGGCCGCCUUUCUCCCGCUUGGUAAGAGCAUGGUAACCGAUAAGGAGCUCGGUGUUCUCGAGGGGACUAAGCAUGGAUGAUGGUGGUGAAUUAUACGGUACCUUCUCUGCGCAAAGAAUGCGCAACGAGUCGCAAUCUUUCUACACGCUUGUAGUAAUAUUAUAGCGCCGGUAUGAUAUUUUAUUAAUUACCAUUAACCGCGAUGACGUAGCACCCUGCAAAAUAUAUAUAAUAUACAUAUGUAUAUAUAUAUAUAUGUAUAUAUAUUUUGUAUAGUGCUAUGUACACAAACGUUACAUAUUCUGAAUAUUAUAUAUUUUUACUGUGUAAUUAUAAUAAAUUGCUAUACAAUUACUAAUUUAA